CUUGUCUCACGGCCUCCAGCCGCCGCCGCUGCCGUGUUUACUGAGCUCGCGCGUCCUGAUAUCACUCCGCUGGCAUGGAGGAGGAGGAGGAGGUGGAGGAGCGAGAGGAGGAGGAGGAGGUGGCGGCGGCGGCGGCGGCGGCGGCGAGCAGUUGAUCAUUGUGAUGGUGGCAGGAGCAGCGGCGGCAGCGGCAGCCCAGCCGAGCGUUAGGGGCUGCUCUCCGCGCGGCGUUUUGCAAAGGACUUCACCGAUCUACUUUUGCAGUCGCCUCGGACUGUCCAUGUGUUUACUUCCCCCAGCCCGAGGAUUCGAUAUCUAGGUUCCUGUGAAAUGCAACUGAGCAGCCAAAGUACUUUGAGAACACGGGGCGGCAUAAACACCAAAACUUUUUUGUGGAAGGAAAAUGCAAUAAGCAAGCUUGCCGUUUUCCGAUGCGGUGUGGAGUGAGUGUGUGUCGCGCGUGUCCGCACCGGAGGCAUAUGCUUGUGUGUGUACAUGGGGUGUAUUUUUCGGUACGUAGGGAGAAAAUGCUUGCCAACCACCGGAAAUCUCCUGGAAUUUAUUAGAAAAUAAUGGAUUAUAAAAAGAAGGCAGGAGAGGAGCGGAUCUCCCCUUGAGUUGCAACCCGAUUUGCUGCUGGCUCAGUUUGUUGUGAUUCUUUUUGUUGAUAGGUGUCUGAUGGUAUUCUGAUAACACCCCCCCCUUUUUUCCCCUCGAGCUUUACAGUUUAAAAAAAGGAAACAAAAAAAACCCACCCCAAAAUCUCUCCCCCUUUUUUUCGCCCCGUCGGGAUCGCUGUUUCCAUCCAUGUGCUUGCGUCUCCCCCGCGUUCCACUUAAACUAUUUUAAUUCUUGGACCCAAGGAGGAGGCUGAUAGGGGGGUGGAUAAAAAAAAGUUCUUCCAAAAUAGUGUGCCCGGGGAGCAGGAUGGGGGAUUUCGCAGCCCCCGCUGCUGCCGCGAAUGGCAGUAGUAUUUGCAUCAACAGUAGCCUGAACAGCAGCCUCGGCGGGGCCGGGAUCGGUGUGAAUAAUACUCCCAAUAGUACUCCCGCUGCUCCGAGUAGCAAUCACCCCGCUGCCGGCUGCGGCGGCGGCGGCUCCGGGGGCCCCGGCGGCGGCUCAGCGGCGGUUCCCAAGCACAGCACCGUGGUGGAGCGGCUCCGCCAGCGCAUCGAGGGCUGCCGGCGGCACCACGUCAACUGCGAGAACAGGUAUCAGCAGGCUCAGGUGGAGCAGCUGGAGCUGGAGCGCCGGGACACCGUGAGCCUCUACCAGCGGACCCUGGAGCAGAGGGCCAAGAAAUCGGGCGCCGGCACGGGCAAGCAGCAGCACCAGAGCAAACCCCAGCAAGAUGCGGAGGCUGCCUCGGCGGAGCAGAGGAACCACACGCUGAUCAUGCUCCAAGAGACUGUGAAGAGGAAGUUGGAAGGAGCUCGAUCACCACUUAAUGGAGACCAGCAGAAUGGUGCUUGCGAUGGGAGUUUUUCUCCAACGAGCAAGAGAAUACGAAAGGACAUUCCUACAGGAAUGGAAACCCUCAAUAUGCCACUGCCUUCAGCUUCUCCUCUUCACCAACUUGACCUGAAGCCUUCUUUGCCCUUGCAGAAUAGUGGGACUCACACUCCCGGGCUUCUAGAAGAUCUAAGUAAGAAUGGUAGGCUUCCAGAGAUCAAACUUCCUGUCAACGGUUGCAGUGACCUGGAGGACAGCUUCACCAUCCUGCAGAGCAAGGACCUCAAACAAGAGCCUCUAGAUGACCCUACUUGCUUAGACACAUCCGAAACGUCUCUUUCAAAUCAGAACAAGCUGUUCUCAGACAUUAACCUGAAUGAUCAGGAGUGGCAAGAAUUAAUCGAUGAGCUGGCCAACACGGUCCCUGAGGAUGACAUACAGGACCUGUUCAACGAAGACUUUGAGGAGAAGAAGGAGCCCGAAUUCUCGCAGCCGGCGACGGAGACCCCUCUCUCCCAGGAGAGUGCGAGUGUGAAGAGCGACCCCUCCCACUCGCCUUUUGCACACGUCUCCCUGGGAUCUCCCCAGGCGAGGCCCUCCUCCUCUGGCCCUCCCUUUUCUACGGGCCCCACGGCCGCGAGUUUGCCUUCGGUGGCCAGCACUCCCGCAGCUCCAAACCCCGCCAGCUCACCAGCAAACUGUGCUGUCCAGUCCCCUCAGACUCCCGGCCAAGCGCACGCUCCAGGCCAAGCCCCAGCCCGGCCUGGAAACGGUUAUCUCCUUAAUCCGGCAGCAGGGCCCGUGGCCGGGGCCAGCUCCGACAUGUCGCCGGCGGAGCAGCUCAAGCAGAUGGCCGCGCAGCAGCAGCAGAGGGCCAAACUCAUGCAACAGAAGCAGCAACAGCACCACUCCAACCAGACCUCCAGCUGGUCGCCCUUGGGGCCCCCGUCCAGCCCCUACGGAGCAGCCUUCGCUGCGGAAAAACCAAAUAGCCCAAUGAUGUACCCCCAAGCCUUUAACAACCAAAACCCCGUAGUGCCUCCCAUGGCAACCAACCUGCAGAAGACGACAAUGAAUAACUACCUCCCUCAGAACCACAUGAGUAUGAUCAAUCAGCAGCCAAAUAACUUGGGUACCAACUCCUUAAACAAACAGCACAAUAUUCUCACCUACGGCAACACUAAGCCUCUGACCCAUUUCAACGCGGACUUGAGUCAGAGGAUGACCCCCCCGAUGGCCAACCCCAACAAAAACCCGGUGAUGCCCUACAUCCAGCAGCCGCCGCCGCCACAGCAGCCGCCGCCGCCGCCGCCGCCGCCGCCGCCGCCGCAGCUCCAGGCCCCCAGGGCGCACCUGAGCGAGGAGCAGAAGCGCCUGCUUCUCCUGAAGCAGAAAGGCGUGCUGACGCAGCCCAUGGCUUACGCCGCGCUUCCAUCCCACGGGCAGGAGCAACACCCAGUUGGACUCCCCCGGACCACAGGCCCCAUGCAGUCCUCGGUGCCGCCAGGCUCGGGCGGCAUGGUGUCGGGGGCCGGUCCCGCGGGCCCCGGCUUCCUCGGCAGUCAGCCCCAGGCAGCCAUCAUGAAGCAGAUGCUCAUUGACCAGCGGGCCCAGCUGAUGGAGCAGCAGAAGCAACAGUUCCUGCGGGAGCAGAGGCAGCAGCAACAACAACAGCAGAUCCUGGCCGAGCAGCAGCUGCAGCAAUCACAUUUACCCCGUCAGCACCUCCAGCAGCAGCGGAAUCCCUACCCUGUGCCGCAGGUCAAUCAGUUCCAAGGUUCUCCCCAGGAUAUAGCAGCCGUGAGAAGCCAAGCGGCCCUCCAGAGCAUUCGAACGUCACGGUUGAUGGCACAGAACGCAGGCAUGAUGGGAAUGGGACCCUCCCAGAACCCAGGGACAAUGGCCGCGGCAGCAGCCCAGUCCGAGAUGGGACUGGCCCCUUAUAGCAACACACCUACCAGCCAACCAGGAAUGUACAAUAUGAGCACAGGGAUGACCCAAAUGUUGCAGCACCCAAACCAAAGUGGCAUGAGCAUCACACACAACCAAGGCCAGGGGCCAAGGCAGCCCACCUCUGGGCAAGGGGUUGGGAUGGUGAGUGGUUUUGGUCAGAGCAUGCUGGUGAACUCAGCCAUUACCCAGCAGCACCAGCAGAUGAAAGGGCCGGUGAGCCAAGCCCUGCCAAGGCCCCAGGGCCCGCCAAGGCUGCAGGGCAUUAUGGGAACAGUCCAGCAGGGAACGCAGAGCUGGCCACAGAGGAGCUUACAGGGGAUGCCCGGGAGGACUAGUGGAGAACUGGGAUCGUUCAAUAGCGGCGCCAGCUACCCACUUCAGGCUGGCCAGCCGAGGCUGACCAAGCAACACUUCCCCCAGGGACUGAGCCAGGUUGUGGAUGCUAACACUGGCGCCGUGCGAACCCUCAACCCAGCUGCCAUGGGUCGCCAGAUUAUGCCACCGCUCCCGGGGCAGCAAGGCAGCGGCCAGGCCAGGCCCAUGGUCAUGCCUGGCCUAAGCCAGGGCGUCCCGGGCAUGCCAGCGUUCAGCCAGCCCCCAGCCCAGCAGCAGAUGCCCAGCGGCAGCUUCGCUCCCGGCAGCCAGAGCCAGGCCUACGAGCGGAACCCCGCUCAGGACAUGUCCUACAAUUAUAGCGGCGAAGCAGCCGGGGCCUCCUUCCCCGGCCUCUCGGACAGUGCGGACCUCGUGGACUCCAUCAUCAAAGGCGGGCCGGGGGACGAGUGGAUGCAGGAGCUUGAUGAGUUGUUUGGGAACCCCUAGUCAAGAGGAGCCGCGAGAGCCACAAGUCUAGUGUUGAAAGCCUAAAACGUGAAAAAGAAACAGGAUGUUGAGCCAUCCCUGUUUUUUUUGUUUUUUUGACCCACGUAAACUGAGCAAAACUGCAGCUGGCUGACAGUGAAAGAUCCAGGUGCCAGUCCACAGCCGCGCUGGGCCUCAUUUCACCGGAUUUCCACACAGCAGUCGAGACAAGACGCCACGCGGAUCCCGGCUGCGAGAGAGAGGGGCGCCGCCGAGGCCGGUGGGGAAGACGGAUCCGAAGGCCCUGUGCUCGGCAGCCCCUGUGCUCGCCGGGCGCAGGGAGCGCUGCGCCAGCCGCGCCAGACCGCCGCGCAGCGCGAGGGCUCCGCCAGCCCCGCCUGGCCCCGAGCCGGAGACCGCGCACCGCGGAGCCUCGGGCCCGGGAGCGCCCCGCGGACGCCGCCGCGUGGUUGCCCGGGCCAAGAGCACAGGUCGGAAGCGCGCCGCGCUCCGGCCGCCGAGAGAGGUCAGGCGUGGAGACGCGCUGGUGUGUUUGGAGGGUAGGCGCGGCGAACGGGAGACCCCAGAGGCUCCUCCGAGCCCGUCGGCUGCCCGGGGAGGACCCUCAGGAAUUGUAGAGGCGCUGCUGUCAGCUGCCUCUCCAAGAGAGCCACGCGAGCCUGGAGAAGGGGCGCCGCAGCCCUCUGCCGGUGACCGUGACCGUGGCGCCGGCACUCCGGGUAGUCGGCCUGGAGCCUCCUGGGGGCCCGGUGUCCUACAGCUGCGGCUAGGCAGUCCACGGCUCCUGCCGGUGGCCGCAGGGUGGGGAGAGACCCCGACUGGCUGCCGUGUCUGCCAGUGUGGCCGCUUUUCCCCGCACCCCUGCCCUUGUUCCUCCUUGCCUCCACCGCAUCCUGCCCUUGCUUCUCCUUACACACUAUACGAGAAGAAAUGAAGACAAAAGUCUUUGGGGGCCUGGGCAGAAUCGUAAUAAAGGCAAGCACUUAGACAAGGCCUGAAAUGCCAAGGCGACACUGGAGUUUUCUUUCUCUAACGUGUAGUUGAGUGAAUAGUCUCUGCCUGGGACUGAGCAGGCCCCUCUGAUGCUCCAUGGUGGGUUGCUGUGAGCCACACCGGAUGCUUCUGCUCUACCCUGGGAGCCGUGGCCCAAAGGCGCUCACCCUGCUCCCUGUGUUCUGAAACUGGCCUUGCCCUUAGUCCCUCCUGACCAGAAAGACAAAUCUAAAACGCUGAGAGAUGAACUGAAAUGUCAGUGGCUCCACCUGACCCAUUCUGACGAUAAAAAGCAGGAAGAUACAGUUCCUUCCAUAUGGGCAAAGUCAUCCACUUCCAAAGUCCUGUACAGUCAUUCUCUUUGUAAUUCACUCCAAUCUGCUCCAGGCGAAGUCUGUCGGAAGGGAUGACAACCUCUGCUACUUACCAUAAGGCUUGUGUCUUUUGUCCUUGCUGCUGUUCCCACCGCCCCAUUUUGGAGGCCAUGUGGCAUAAUUACUGUCCAGAGUAAGAGUGGAGCAUGCUUUUCUCCCACCACACGCUCCCUCGGCGUCCGAAAGCCUGGCUCCUCCUGUGCAUCUACUCGUACCUCGCUGCAGCCAGGCUGGGGGGAGCUGGACCGGCUGCACUCACAGGGCGUUCCUGAGACAGGGGGCUGGAAUGGAAAGCUGGGGGCAGAGGGCGGAGAGGCGGCAGGCAGGCAAACACUGUCGUUGGCUUGCUCGCCAUGGCCCAAGGUGGUAGAUCUACUGAGCAAGGGGCAGGAUGGAGACCAGAGGAGGCCAGGUGGGCAAGAGCCCAGGCAGGGGCUCGGCUCCUCCUAGGAAGACGUGGUGGCAGGUGACCAUGAACUCCUUGCCCAGGGAGGGACACCACCAUGGAAACUCUUGAGUAGAAACAGGUAAAAACCAAAAAAAAAUAAAUAAAUAAACAAAAAAGUAAAUAAGCAAGAAGACAGAAAACAUAAUUACCUUUUUCUGAAAGGUACAGGAAACAAAUAUAUGAGCAAUGAUGAGAAGCUGGAGGUGGCUGAUGGGAGAAGGGGGCUCCAGUACUUUUUAAUAGCUUCCUCCAAAUGCUUAAUACUGGGACCAACUAAAUAGAGAGGUAGAUUUUAAUAAGGUCGUUUUGUUUUGUUUUUGUUUUUGUUUUUACUACGGUGCUGAUGUAUAUGUAAUGUCUAAAAAAGUUAUUUGUAAAUAAGUUUUUACAAUACUGCAGAUAUCACUGGGUCUACUAUCUGUAAAAAAUAUACAUAUAAAUAUAUAUAUACUGUUUGUUUAAAAUAGAGUAUUUUUAUUUCAUUCCUUAACUCAUCAUCACAGCAGUGGUAUAUUGCACUUCAGAUGACAUCUAAUGACUAAUUUGUACUGUAUGACCUACGGCAACUUGCUCCACUUUAUUCAGAUUUUUCUAGUUUUCUGUUUUUACUUUGUACAUUGAGCAUUGCUUAUUUCCUUUUAAGAAAUGUACAGAACUCUGAAAUGUAGAAAUGAAGUGAUGUUGACAUACCACUUUUAAAGAAAAGAAAACAAAUAAAAGAUCAUUAUCUGAAUCCA
Mirounga angustirostris (Northern elephant seal) is the source of this 6779-nucleotide messenger RNA. RefSeq names its product mastermind like transcriptional coactivator 3 (gene MAML3). The transcript has 5 exons. Gene Ontology annotation, cellular component: nuclear speck; nucleoplasm. Bases 928 to 4227 code for a protein of 1099 amino acids. Gene Ontology annotation, molecular function: transcription coactivator activity. Gene Ontology annotation, biological process: positive regulation of transcription of Notch receptor target; Notch signaling pathway. The record is from RefSeq and is a predicted model, not a curated record. Lineage: Eukaryota; Metazoa; Chordata; Mammalia; Carnivora; Phocidae.